Molecule: messenger RNA, 1109 nt
Organism: Sphaerodactylus townsendi
Lineage: Eukaryota; Metazoa; Chordata; Lepidosauria; Squamata; Sphaerodactylidae
Product: cathepsin K-like
Biological process (GO): immune response
Cellular component (GO): lysosome
Molecular function (GO): cysteine-type endopeptidase activity
Source: RefSeq, a predicted model, not a curated record
AUGGGCCUUUCCCCACUCUACGCCGUUCCCUCUAUGCCACGCUGCUGCUCUCAGCCGCAGCAUCUAGCCUGCUUAUCGCCCGGCCAUCCCCACGCACUUCGGCGCUUCUGGCGAGACCAUCAAAAGCUGCUCGCUAAGAAGAGCUUCUGGGAUGCCCACAUGGCAGCUGAGAGGGGGCUUGCUUUACAGCUGCAGCUCUCGAGGCGACUUUCGCGUUUCAAUGCGCCGCUUCUCUGUGAUGAGGAGCGACAGGUGGUGCAGAAGAUGACCGGACCUCAAAAUGCUUCUUUCUCAUCUGAUAAAGCCCACGUGGAACUUGACUCCAUAGAUUACAGAGAGAAAGGCUACGUCCACUACCCUGUCAAGAAAUCAGGUCCAGGCAUAUGCGGAUCCUGCUGGGCUUUUAGCUCUGUGGGGGCCCUGGAAGGGCAACUCAAGAAGAGGAAGGCGGGCAGGAUUGCUGAACCCUCAUGACCCCCCCAGAACCUGGUCGACUGUGCCAGCAGUUGUGAUGGCUGCAAGGGCUGCUUGAUGACCAAGGCCUUCAAGUAUAUAAAGGAGAACCAAGGCAUUAGUUCAGAUGAUUCCUAUCCCUAUAUUGGCAAGGAAAAAAGUUGCAAGUACGACCCAAGAAGCAAGGCUGCCACGUGCCGGGACUUCGUGGAGAUCCCCAAAGGAGACGAGAAGGCUCUGAAGAAGGCUGUGGCCGAGAUUGGCCCAGUCUGUGUGGGCGUCGAUGCCAGCUUGGAGACUUUCCAACUCUAUCAAAAAGGUGUAUAUUAUGACAAGGACUGUAGUUCCAAAAAACUCAACCACGGCGUCCUGGUUGUGGGCUAUGGCGCCCAGAAAGGCAUAAAAUACUGGAUCGUCAAAAACAGUUGGGGAGAGUCCUGGGGUGACAAGGGUUAUAUCCUGAUGGCCCGGGACAAGAACAACGCCUGUGGGAUUGCCAACAUGGCCAGCUUCCCGAAGAUUUGACCCGCUGCCUCACCUCACCUACACCUGGCCCCGUGUUUGGAAACCACUGGAUUCCUGAGCGGGCAUCGUGGAGCUUUGGCAUAAUAAUGAAAGACUUGAACAGUACUGAUGUUGCUUUUAGGCACGUUGGA